AUGAAGCUUUAUUGCUUCGUUAUUUUUAUCAUUUCGGCGUUUAUAGCCUCUGGAAAGAUACUUUCAGCAUAUUCAAUACCGAUUCACGAUAAUAAUUGGACAAUUUUAAAUAAAUACAAAAGAGACGUUAAGAUAGAAAUUGAAGUGCACAGGGAACCAACUGAAUCUCAAACCAGGUCGGUGCCUCAUACGACAGAAACAGCCACAAAAACUUAUAAACAAGAUGGAGAAACUUCUGAUGCAGAAACAUUACAUGAUAUAGAUCAAACGGAAAAAAAAUUAAAAGAGGAAGCAAUAACGAUUCAUCGAGUUAUAGUUGUUCUUUGUUCUUUGGCUCAUUCAUAUGAAAGAGUAGAAAGAGUACCUACCGCACCGCCCGCUGAUAAAAUAUUUGUAAACGAUUUACCAAGAAUUGAAUCUGGUAAUUUAGAUGAAAGAAGAGAUGGAAGAAGAGGAGGAGAAGAACCUUCAACUUAUUCCUCUCCUCGAUUACAAGCUCCACCUGCUUAUACUCCAACUGCACCUCCCGGAUAUUCAAUGAAUGGAACUUAUUUUUUAUGCUAUGAUGGAAAAAUGAAUUAA
This is a messenger RNA of Diversispora eburnea, 582 nucleotides long. The record is from the annotation of a GenBank genome assembly. Lineage: Eukaryota; Fungi; Glomeromycota; Glomeromycetes; Diversisporales; Diversisporaceae.